ACAUUAGAUUAUUGGUAACUUGAGAGAGUUUGAACUUCGAAUUUGGUAACUUGAGAGAGCGAUAAUAAUGAAAAUAGUGAUUUUGCUCAGAGCUGUUGUGAAAUUGCAAAAGAGAGUUGAAAAAAAAAAAAAUACAUUUAUUUAUUUAACUUUGUGAAAUUGCAAAUUUUAAGGAAUUGUAUUAUAUAUUAAAAAAAGCAAAAAAAAAGCAAAAAGCAAGGAACGGAAAGAUUUAAAGCCAAUGGAGAGAACGAAACUGAAAAAUAAAAAAAACUAAAACAAAUGAUAAUUAUGGAUAAAGUACAUCGUCCUCAACGUAAUCGCCGCCAUAGACGUACCUGGCCACCUGGUGAAGGUUUGAGUUAUCCCCGGCCGCCGAAACGUUUAUUUACACCGGAAAUCAAGCGUAUGCUUAAAGAAUGGCUGGUACGAAGACGCGAAAAUCCCUAUCCUAGCCGCGAAGAGAAGAAACGUUUAGCUAUUGAAACGGGUCUGACCUAUACACAAAUUUGUAAUUGGUUCGCGAAUUGGAGACGGAAGUUAAAAAAUUCCGAAAGGGAAAAAUCUAAAAAAUCUUGGGGCCAUUUAAUUAAAAACUACAACAGCAAUGCCAAAGGUAACGUCGAACAAUUUAGUAUAUCGUCGGAAGAUAGCAUAUGGAGAGAGGAAGAACAAUAUCGUUUAAGCCGAAGUGAGGAUGACGACAAUGAUUUUGUCGUACAAUACGCAAGAAAAAAGGCAAAAUAUGCGAAACUAAAUACGCAAGAGUUUCCGGGUGAAAAAGCCGAAUCCAAAUUCAAUUACUAUCAGGCAAACUUACAAUUACCAAACAAUCAUCCACUAUUCGUGGGUGGAAUAUUGGAAAACAAUUCAUCACUGUUGUGGCAAGAGAAGGAAUGCAAAAACACAAAGUACAAACAGAAAAUAAUGGAAAAAUACUUAAGAGACACGAAAGGUGAAACCCAACAACUUAUCAAACAAACCGCAAUGGUUAGCAAAAACUUGAGCACUAAUAAUGGCAACUUAAAAACCCUUCAAUCGGAAGCGGAGCUUUCAAAAUGGUUAGAAAGUGCUGCCAAUUUCACGCCAAAUAAGAAUAACUAUUUCAUAGAGUGGAAUAACAAGAGACAUAAACUUGCAAAGAAUUUAAGAUUGAAUUCUAAACCGUUAGUACAACAACAACAACAACAACAACAAGAACAUCAAGCAGAUAAUGCUUUAGAUCUCUAUAAUACUGCACAUCACAAAGAUGAAUUGGACGCGGCCGAAGCGUUAGCAAAUUUAGCUUUUAAUUGUCGUCAAAAAAUAUUGGAUUCUAGUUCAAAUGGUUCGUCUUCAUUUAAUCGAACCUUAAAUGCAAUCAGUUCCUAGCGAAGAGCAUUUACUUUUCUCAAACUCAAAAAAAAAAAAAUAAUAAUAAUAAUAUCAAAAUCACUAAAUACUUUUCUUUUCGAAGUGUAUACAAGACAUCUGAGCCAUUCCAACGCGUGUGGUAAACUGCGAAAC
Glossina fuscipes is the source of this 1506-nucleotide messenger RNA. RefSeq names its product homeobox protein Mohawk. The record is from RefSeq and is a predicted model, not a curated record. NCBI's taxonomy places the organism in Eukaryota, Metazoa, Arthropoda, Insecta, Diptera, Glossinidae. Gene Ontology annotation, cellular component: nucleus. Gene Ontology annotation, biological process: cell development; regulation of transcription by RNA polymerase II; muscle organ development. The transcript has 4 exons. The coding region runs from base 283 to 1371 and encodes 362 amino acids. Gene Ontology annotation, molecular function: RNA polymerase II cis-regulatory region sequence-specific DNA binding; DNA-binding transcription factor activity, RNA polymerase II-specific.